AUGUCAUAUAAUCGAUAUAAUAAUAAUAAUAACGGUUAUAAUGGUGGUGGGCGUAUUAAUAAAUUAGCAAAUUCUAAAAAUCCAAGAGAUCAAGAAAGAUAUUUAGCUUAUCAACAAAAUUUAGAAGCUCAAUUAGCUUCUCAAGAGAAAAAACAAGCAUUUAGAAGAAUUACAGAUCAUGGUAAUAAUAUGGGAAAAUGGUAUAUUGAAAAACUGUUAGGUGUAAAUAUUGAUUCACAACAACAAAUAGGAAAAAUAAGACCAGAAUCGUCAUAUUUAAUAGAUUUAUUACCCUCAUUAGCAUAUAGUUCAUCAUUUAACUAUAAUCGAAGAAACAAUAAAAAUAACAUGGCCAUAUGUGAUAAUGAGUCAAAAUUUGUCCAUUUAUCUUCAAAUAAAGCAAAACAUACAAUCAAUACAGUUAAAUGGACACCAGAAGGUCGUAGAUUACUUGUUGCGUCUCAUUCUGGUGAAUUUACAAUUUGGAAUGGUAUGACUUUCAAUUUUGAAACUAUUAUGCAAGCUCAUGAUUCUCCAAUUCUUACAAUGCAAUAUUCUCAUUCUGAUGACUGGUUAUUAAGUGGUGAUCAAAAUGGGAAUAUAAAAUAUUGGCAACUGAAUUUUAAUAAUGUUAAUAAUAUAAAUGCUCAUUCAAAUGGAGUAAGAGAUAUUUCAUUUUCACCAAAUGAUUCAAAGUUUGUUACUUGUGGUGAUGAUUCAAAUUUGAAAAUAUGGAAUUUUAAUAAUGGUAAGGAGGAAAGGCAAUUGACGGGACAUCAUUGGGAAGUUAAAAGUUGUGAUUGGCAUCCAAGUCUAGGUCUUAUUGUUUCGGGUUCAAAAGAUAAUUUAAUUAAAUUAUGGGAUCCUCGUUCUUCAAAUGCAAUUUCUACAAUCCACGGAUUUAAGCAUACUGUCAACACAACUAGGUUUCAACCUUGUGGGACAUCAAGAUUAAUUGCAUCAGUUUCAAGAGAUAGAAGUUGUCGUAUAUUUGAUUUAAGAACAAUGAAAGAUAUGAUUGUAAUUAGAGAUUCAGAAACUGAUUUAUCUUGUGUUGCGUGGCAUCCAUUACAUGCAUCAAUGGUGACAACAGCAGCUUAUAAUGGUUCAAUUAGUCAUUAUUUAUUGGAUAGUUAUAUUCCAGAUUCAAAUGAAACAAUACCGAAAAAAUCAGAUCAACCAGGUUCAGUAGAAGCCAUUCAUAAAAUUCCAUAUGCUCAUGAAAAAGCAAUACAUGCAUUAGAAUAUCAUCCAAUGGGUCAUUUAUUAUGUUCUGCUGGUUCUGAUAAAACUGCAAGAUUUUGGUCAAGAGGUAGACCAAAUGAUCCAAUGGCAUGGAGAGAUGCUGUUUACACUGAUGAUAAAACUGGUGCUUGGUAUUAUACUGUUAAUAAUAAUGUUAAUGCAGUUAUGGAAGAUCCAAACGGUGUUAAAACUGCCGCUGUUACUUUUAAAAAUCCUCAAUUGGAAGAAAAAGUAAAUAUGAAUAGUAAUUCAUUAUCUGGUUUACCUGGUUUAAGAAGUAUGCAAGAACAAUAUAGUAAUAUACCUGGAUUAAGGGGUCACUAA
Molecule: messenger RNA, 1569 nt
Organism: Insectozyma verbasci
Lineage: Eukaryota; Fungi; Ascomycota; Pichiomycetes; Serinales; Debaryomycetaceae
Source: the annotation of a GenBank genome assembly